Cuscuta epithymum is the source of this 1663-nucleotide messenger RNA. NCBI's taxonomy places the organism in Eukaryota, Viridiplantae, Streptophyta, Magnoliopsida, Solanales, Convolvulaceae. The record is from the annotation of a GenBank genome assembly.
CCGAACUUACACUUCCCUGUUUUCCGAAUGGAAUGCUCCAAAGCCCAUGCACUUGCAUUUACUGAAUGGAGCAAUACAACACCACACAAUUUCUGAUGAACAAGAAUCUGAUAUGUGGUCUCCCUUGCCUAAUCAAGGGCGGAAACCCUGUGCUACAACACAGAACAAGCAACUUUUGCAAAGGAAGCCUCAGGCAUAUGUACAAGUGUUUCUUGAUGGGGGCUUGAACCAACAGAGAAUGGGGAUUUGUGACGCGGUAGCUGUGGCCAAAAUUUUAAAUGCAACCCUCAUAAUCCCAUACCUUGAAAUAAAUCCAGUAUGGCAAGACAUAAGUGCAUUUGAGGAUAUAUUUGAUAUCAAUCAUUUUAUCCACACAUUGAGGGAUGAUGUCACCAUAAUUAAAGAGCUACCAAGUGACUUUUCUUGGAGCACCAGGGAGUACUAUGCAACAGGCAUACGAGACACUAGAAUUAAGACAGCACCAGUGCAUGCUUCUGCUACUUGGUAUCUUGAAAAUGUUUUGCCAGUAAUGCAGAGACAUGGUAUUGUUGCUGUAGCUCCGUUCUCUCAUCGGUUAGCAUUUGAUGGCCUGCCUUCUGAAAUCCAGCAUCUGCGUUGUAAAGUCAACUUUCAGGCACUGGUUUAUGUUCCACAUAUCAGGACUUUAGGAGAUUUACUUGUCAGUCGGUUGAGAAGCAGACCUCAUAUCAUGGAUGGAACGUCAACCUCCAUAUUUGAAAGAGGAGACAAUUACAUACCCGGAGUUGGAAAAUAUGUCGUUUUGCAUCUUCGUUUUGACAAAGAUAUGGCAGCUCACUCAGCUUGUGAUUUCGGCGGAGGUAAAGCUGAGAAGCUUGCUCUAGCAAAAUAUCGCCAAUUGAUUUGGCAAGGAAAGGUUGUCAAAUCUCAGUUCACUGAUGAGGAAUUAAGAAACCAAGGUCGGUGCCCAUUGAGUCCUGAAGAGAUUGGACUACUGUUGGCCGCCUUGGGUUUCAACAAUAGUACACGCCUUUAUCUUGCUUCCCACAAGGUUUAUGGGGGAGAAGCAAGGAUCUCAGCACUUCGACAGUUGUUCCCACUAAUGCAGGAUAAAAGAAGCCUUGCAUCUUCAGAGGAAUUGGCUGGGGUUGAAGGAAAAGCUUCUUUAUUAGCUGCUUUGGAUUAUCAUGUGAGCUUGCACAGUGACAUAUUCAUCUCUGCUUCUCCAGGCAACAUGCACAAUGCACUGGUGGGGCAUCGUGCAUUCAAGAACCUGAAGACCAUCAGACCGAACAUGAAACUUUUGGGCAAGCUGUUCCUAAAUAAGAGCUUGGGAUGGGCAGAGUUCCAGCAAGCCGUGCUGCAGGGUCACAGGAAUAGACAAGGGCAACUCCAGUUCCGCAAACAAAACCAAUCAAUAUACACUUAUCCUGCUCCUGAUUGUCUAUGUCCAGCUCCUGCUUAAACAAAAAACAAUCCCAUUGAGAAGGUUUUGUUUUCCUUUGCCGGAUAACACUGCUCCGAGCAUUGUAUAUUAAAACUUUUAUAUGUGUGUUUGUGUAUAGUUCUAUGAAGUUGCAGUUGCUCUGUGGUUUUGCCUUUCAAUUUAAGUAUUUAACAAUGUUUUCUACAAAAUUUGUAGAAAGGACUCAUUUUGAAGAAAGCAGUACAAUUGCCUAAGGGA